Lucilia cuprina (Australian sheep blowfly) is the source of this 1931-nucleotide messenger RNA. It is a transcript of the gene Elp3, whose product is annotated as elongator complex protein 3. Gene Ontology annotation, molecular function: iron-sulfur cluster binding; acyltransferase activity, transferring groups other than amino-acyl groups. The record is from RefSeq and is a predicted model, not a curated record. Gene Ontology annotation, cellular component: elongator holoenzyme complex; nucleus; cytoplasm. NCBI's taxonomy places the organism in Eukaryota, Metazoa, Arthropoda, Insecta, Diptera, Calliphoridae. The coding region runs from base 140 to 1792 and encodes 550 amino acids. Gene Ontology annotation, biological process: tRNA wobble base 5-methoxycarbonylmethyl-2-thiouridinylation. The transcript is spliced from 6 exons.
UGGGCUCUGCUCUGUUCACAAAUCAUAUACAAAACAAAACAAAUAUUUUUCCAUUUUUCACACGUGUAUUUCACAAUUGAAGAGAAAUUAUUAAAAAAAUACAUUAAAAACAGUUCAAAGUUCUUAUAUUUCAUAAAAAAUGAAACAGAAAAAGAAACUAGCUGUCGGCUUAAGCCGGGAGGAGCGACAGGUCAUUGUUAUUGGUGAAAUCAUACAAGAACUUUUGCAGGCACACGAAGAAAAAAAAGAUGUAAAUCUUAAUCGUAUGAAAUCUAGAAUAUCCUCCAAAUAUGGUUUGGAAAGUUCACCCCGGUUGGUGGAUAUAAUUGCGGCAGUGCCGCAGGAUGCUAAAAAGAUACUACUACCAAAAUUAAGAGCCAAGCCCAUUAGAACAGCUAGUGGUAUUGCUGUAGUGGCUGUAAUGUGUAAACCGCAUCGUUGUCCUCACAUUAAUAUGACCGGUAAUAUAUGUGUUUAUUGCCCCGGUGGUCCAGAUAGUGAUUUUGAAUACUCCACACAAUCUUAUACGGGCUAUGAACCCACAUCUAUGCGUGCUAUAAGAGCCCGUUAUAAUCCAUUUCUACAGACGCGCCAUCGUGUGGAGCAACUCAAACAAUUGGGCCAUUCGGUAGAUAAGGUAGAGUUCAUUGUCAUGGGUGGUACUUUUAUGUGUUUGCCCGAAGAAUAUCGUGACUAUUUUAUACGUAAUCUACAUGAUGCUCUCUCUGGGCAUACCAGUGCCAAUGUAGCCGAAGCUGUACGAUAUUCAGAAAAAUCACGUACCAAAUGUAUUGGCAUUACCAUCGAAACUAGACCGGAUUAUUGUUUGAAACGUCAUAUAUCUGAUAUGUUGUCUUAUGGUUGCACCCGUUUGGAAAUUGGCGUACAAUCAGUGUAUGAAGAUGUGGCCAGGGAUACAAACCGCGGCCAUACCGUAAAAGCAGUUUGUGAAAGUUUUCAUUUAGGCAAAGAUGCUGGUUACAAAAUCGUUACACACAUGAUGCCUGAUCUACCAAAUGUUGAUUUUGAACGAGACAUUGAACAAUUUAUAGAAUACUUUGAAAAUCCAGCUUUUCGUUCAGAUGGUUUGAAAAUAUAUCCCACUUUAGUUAUACGUGGCACCGGUUUGUAUGAAUUAUGGAAAACUGGCCGUUACAAGUCCUAUCCACCUUCCAUGUUAGUGGAUUUGGUAGCCAAAAUAUUAGCUCUAGUGCCACCAUGGACUCGUGUAUAUCGUGUACAACGUGAUAUACCCAUGCCGCUGGUGAGUUCUGGUGUAGAACAUGGCAAUUUGCGUGAAUUAGCUUUGGCUCGUAUGAAAGAUUUGGGCACAGAAUGUCGCGAUGUGCGCACACGUGAAGUGGGUAUCCAGGAAAUACACAAUAAAGUUCGUCCUUAUGAAAUUGAAUUCAUACGUCGCGAUUAUGUUGCUAAUGGUGGCUGGGAAACUUUCCUCUCAUAUGAAGAUCCCGCCCAAGACAUUUUAGUGGGUCUCUUGCGUUUGCGCAAAUGUUCGCCGGAAACAUUUAGACCGGAGCUUAAAGAAGGUCAAUGUUCAAUUGUCAGAGAAUUGCAUGUAUAUGGAUCAGUGGUACCAGUUAAUGCUCGAGAUCCGACUAAAUUUCAACAUCAAGGUUUUGGUAUGUUGCUUAUGGAAGAAGCUGAAAGAAUUGCUAGAGAAGAACAUGGUAGCACAAAAUUGGCGGUUAUUUCUGGUGUAGGCACUAGAAAUUAUUAUCGUAAAAUGGGUUACGAAUUAGAUGGUCCUUAUAUGUCCAAGAAAAUUGUGUAAACAUCCGAGAAGUGUAUUGAUUCAUAGUUAUUUUUAUUACAUUAUUUUAACUAAAAGGUGAUAUCCUUUUUUUCGUUUAUUUUUUUUAAUUACUACUUAUGAAGUAAAAUUAAAAUUAAUACAAUAUUAUAAAUUAUGA